Messenger RNA from Paramisgurnus dabryanus, 935 nucleotides. RefSeq names its product aurora kinase A interacting protein 1 (gene aurkaip1). Gene Ontology annotation, cellular component: mitochondrion. The record is from RefSeq and is a predicted model, not a curated record. NCBI's taxonomy places the organism in Eukaryota, Metazoa, Chordata, Actinopteri, Cypriniformes, Cobitidae.
AGAAGAAUUCCGUAUGUGGGAACCUUGGAAGGUUACGAUCGUUGCAUGGCGGUACAUUAAUCCAGCGGACCGGAAGUACAUCGAGUCACAUUGAACAUUUUUGACAUGACGAGUUCAUGAUGCUCUGAAGGUGCACCAUCCGUAAGACCAUGUUUCUCUCAAGGGUGGUUUCACAGCUAAACCAGCUUUCCAGGGCAUCUGGUUUGCUGCAGAAGCAAAGCCAGGCGUUAUGCAGUGCUGUACAACACUGUCAUUCUAUCCAAUUCAAAGCUUUUCACUCAACAAACAAACGCCUCACAUCAGCUGCUGACAACAAGUAUCCACCAAAAUUAUUGACACAUCUUGAGCCAGAGUUAGAGGAGGUCCUUGUGCCCCGUAAACUGUCAGUUUCUCCUCUGGAAACCUGGCUUUCCCUGCGCUAUUCUCUCCCCCCUUUCCUGGAGGCUUCACCGCCUCUGGAAGAAGGUGAGAUUAUAAGUGAAUCCAUGAUGCUGCCCCCGUGUGCUGUGCCAGUUCUGGAGGAUGGAGAAAGCUCAACACCGCUACACUGCAAAAACGUGCUGGAGAUCAGACGCAGAAAGAUGAACAGGCACAAAUACAGGAAGCUGCUAAAACGGACCAAGUUCCUGAGGAGAAGGGUAAAGGAUGGACGGAGGAGGAGAAAGCAGGCUGAGUUUGAGAGAGAUCUCAUCCGAAUUGCUAGACGAGCUGGACUGAAGAAAACCCCAGAAGGAUGGACAAUACCCAAAGUCUUUGUCAAACUGAGCCAGUCUAAAAGAGAUUGAAAGGUUUAGGCAAGAUGUAAAUUGUGUAACUUAAAUAUUUGUGACUUUCAUAAUACAUCUCAUGUUCCCUCUACUGUAUUUUGUGCAAAACCGUAAAAUGACAUCCAUGUGUACUUAUUACGGCAAUAAAAAUACUUCCCUUCUAACGUU